CCACGGUCAGCUAAAAUGCUGAUUUUUGAUUCUGCUGCUCCUGCUGCCUCUGCCUCUGCUUUCUGUUGGUGCUUAAUUGUGUGUUUUAUUAUAAUUCAUUAUCUUGACCAAUUUUAAUCAUAAACAUUAUAUUAACUAGAAAUAGAUAAUUGUAGCUGUCGGUGCAUUUUCACAUAGUUUUGUUACAUAGUUGAAGAAGAUAAAUGAUUUGAUUUAAUUGCAACACCAAUGUAAGGCGUUAGAAACUAUGGUAUUAAUUAUUGUGGAUUUAUCAUGAUUUAAAUUUGGAACAUAUUUCCUAUAAGGUGCCCUACAACUUUGUUCUGUGUGGAGAUGAGUGAGAGUAACAGUUAUGAAUCACUGGCUGAAAUUAUUUUCAAAGUCAACGAUGACGUAGAUGAUGACAUCUAUUGUCUGUUCAGUCGUGCCGUAAUCUGGGAUAAGUUACUUAAAACACAAGCAGAUGCUGAAAUAACGGAAGAGCAGUGCAGUGCUGUGUCUGCUAAAAAGGAGUUUGUCUGUGAAGAAGAAAACGUGGUCAAGUUUUUCAAUUCUUCGACUGAAUCUCCACCGCCCACUAAACUCUUCAGAAAGCGUGAUCAUGAUGAAGUAGUUAGCUGCUACUGCAGUGCUUCGCACUAUUCUACCGACGAACACGACAGCCUGCGUGAGAGCAGCACUCUCCACCACAGCGACAGUGGCGCAGAUCUGUCGGAGAGUUCGCGCGACUUGGACUGGGAGAAAUACUGGGCAACUCACGGUGAACGCCUUAUAUGGGAGAGCUGGAUCUCCAAGUACGGCAACUACAUUGAUCCCACCUACCUACAAACUACAGCUUCAAACGACGAUGAAACCUCGUUUUGCAUUCAGAACGAAGACAAAACCAACCAGAGAAUUUCUUUUAGUGGGUUGCUGGAUGAACUGAAGAGUAAGACUGAUUGUUUCAGUAAUUUUGAUAGUGUAGUUGAGGUUGUGGAUGGUGUGAAUCAUUCAGAGGACUUGUUGGAGAGUAAGGAUAAGGUUGAUGGUGCGCAAGGCUCAGAUGAGAUCUUGGAGGGGAAUAAUUUGGGAGAAGUGUUGAACCGGCGCCUGUCUGAUAUCUCAGAAGACGGCCGUUCUGGGUCGGGGCGUAGUGAGGCGUCAUCCUCCAACAACGAAGAUUUCCGAGUGGGCUCUAGUAGCAGAUGCUCGGGCAACAGUUUUGCGCUAACUGCUACAACAGAUUCUCUGACGAACGUCACUCGUAUGACGGUGUCGUCUUCUGACUCAGUGACAGACGAAUCUUCCGGUGGAAGGAGUAACUCGCUGCUCUCGUCAACGACCUCCCAGAACGAGGCCGAUCAACAGUGGCAGAUUUUGUGGGCGGAACACUUCAACGAACAAUACUACAACCAUUACCAGGCGUUCAAUUUGAAGAAUCUUGUCUCGACAACAAAACUGAAAGACAACAGUUGUGUCGGAGAAUCGUCGAACGAUGUCGGAGAUGCAGAUGAGGUUAGCCUGUCGGAUCCAAUUACUUGUCUGCUCAAUGAUGGCAGUCAGAUGGACUCAUCGUCCGACUUCCUGGAUGUGAGCUCGUUGAAUCUAAACGACUCGUCUUCGUCACUAGUGAUACGUGAGGAGAGUGCAGGUGAGGCUGCCGUCAACGGUUCUCCCAGAAGUCAACGACCCAAGAAGAGUGGCAAGAGACAGCGAAAAUCGAAACCGCAGAGCAAGAUAUCAAUGUCAAUUGGCUGGACCUUGCGUCAGCUGAGGAACGAACAAAACACUGAAUCAACUGAUCUGACCGCGGACUCGAAAAUGGAGAACGAUUGCGAUGUCAAGGAUGCGUCGCUACCUGUUGGUGAAGUUUCCAACGACAGUGAAGCUGAAUUUAGUGAAAAAGACAAGGGACUACCAGUUAGUGAAGUUGUAAAUGAUAGUGCAGCUGAGGGUGAAAAAGUGAAUGCACCACCGGGUGUAAAUGAUAGUGAAGUGAGGGAUACUGAUGAUGUAGGUGCCGAUAGUGAAGUGAGUGAUAGUGAAAUGCCGCCUGACGCCUGUAGUGACGACACACUCGCCGUUUCGAUCAACGAGAAUGAGAGGGAGCGAGUGGACGAGGGUCCACGAGUCGAGUCGAGUCAACUGACGAUCGACGAGUCUGGUUCUGAGGCGAAUGAGAAUGUGACUGAAGGCUGCUCUGUGAAGAUGAAUUGGCACAGGAUCGCUAAGGAAAAGAGAGAUAAGCAGAAUGCGGACAGGGCGAACUCAGCAUUCAACCUGAUGGGAUAUGUUUACGAAGCAGACGAAGCCAACAAAGCCAAGCCGGGCUCUGUCUACUACUGGAAGAAAAAUAUAAGACUGCAAAAUAGAUUAUUGAAGAUACACACAAACAGCUUGAUCAACAACAAGCCUAGCCUUAAUAAACAUAUCUAUUUCGACGACGAAGAUGAAGACAUCGCUGAGAAUAUUGUGUCUGAUGUCUCAGCACUAGAUAAGGUGAAAGACUUCCUGAACCGAUCAAAGGUGACCGAAACCAGUGAAUCUCUCCCGAAGACUGAUGAAGGCGACAACGAACCCACCCCAGACACCAGCUCCCCUACGCGCAAACCCCUGCACUCCAUGUCCUCGGAAGACAUCUCUCUGACGCAUAAACGUGGACUGAAAACCGACGUCGAGAAUUUCUCGGAGAAAGACGACUCGACGGAUGACGAGGAUGUGUUUUUCUCGGCCGAAGGUGAGGAGAAGAGCGAGCUGGAUGUGAACGGGCAGGCGGAGCGCAAGGUGAGGCCACCGCAGAGGAAGAAGAAAAAGAGGCAGCUGAAGAAGAAGGGCAUGACUGCGAUGGCUAUUGACAAGCAGAUGUUGCCGGAUGAGAUAGUCGCCAAUCCGCAAUUGGUCAAGUACUGGCACCAAAGGUAUCGCCUGUUUUCGCGGUUUGACGAGGGCAUCAGGCUGGAUGCAGAGAGCUGGUAUUCUGUUACACCUGAGAAGGUAGCUGCCCAUAUAGCUGAAAGAUGCAGAUGUGAUUUGGUAGUGGAUGCCUUUUGUGGAGCUGGAGGUAACACAAUACAGCUGGCUCUCACUUGUGAACGAGUGAUCGCGAUCGACAUAGACCCGGCGAAGGUGGCGCUGGCACGUCAUAACGCGGCGGUGUACGGCGUGGCCGAUCGCAUCGAGUUUGUGGUGGGCGACUUCAUGCGGCUGGCACCCAGUCUGGUGGCCGAUGUGGUGUUCCUGUCGCCGCCCUGGGGUGGCCCCGCCUACCUCGCACAGCCCGCCUACUCGCUCGACAACAUCCUCGCCCCCGUCGGCGGGCUCCAGCUCUACCAGAUGGCCAGUCGCGUCAGCGAGAAUGUCGCCUACUUCCUGCCCAGGAACACUAAUGUCGAUGAGAUAACCAAAGUAGCUGGACCAGGAGGCGAGGUGGAACUCGAACAGAACUUUCUGGACAAGAAACUGAUUUCGAUUACUGCGUAUUUCGGCGAACUACUUAAACCGGGCCAAAGCUGUUGACCCCUUGACCGACUGUGAUUGACUUACUUCAUUCAUACCGACUAUGAUUGAUCUCUUGAUGUAAGCCAACCAUUUUACUCUUUCCUUGGGUCUCUAUUAUCUGUGGUGUUGCUCACAGGGAUCUGUUUCAUUAUAAAAUACAAACUAAAAAGUACUUGUGAUUAUUUGUAGAUUGUUAUGAAAAGAGCCCUGUUUGAGGUAACAAUAUUUCAACUUUUAGUUCACUGUAUUCAUUUUUGAAAAGAACCUCAUUGGUGAUAGCAAAAAUAAAUAAUUAUUCUCAUUUUA
This is a messenger RNA of Nilaparvata lugens (brown planthopper), 3783 nucleotides long. It is a transcript of the gene Tgs1, whose product is annotated as trimethylguanosine synthase. Gene Ontology annotation, cellular component: nucleus. Lineage: Eukaryota; Metazoa; Arthropoda; Insecta; Hemiptera; Delphacidae. Gene Ontology annotation, molecular function: RNA cap trimethylguanosine synthase activity. Gene Ontology annotation, biological process: 7-methylguanosine cap hypermethylation; 7-methylguanosine RNA capping. The transcript has 10 exons. The coding region runs from base 334 to 3495 and encodes 1053 amino acids. The record is from RefSeq and is a predicted model, not a curated record.